Molecule: messenger RNA, 2659 nt
Organism: Solea solea (common sole)
Lineage: Eukaryota; Metazoa; Chordata; Actinopteri; Pleuronectiformes; Soleidae
Product: protocadherin gamma-C5-like
Exons: 1
Coding region: 116-2644 (842 amino acids)
Biological process (GO): homophilic cell-cell adhesion
Cellular component (GO): plasma membrane
Molecular function (GO): calcium ion binding
Source: RefSeq, a predicted model, not a curated record
GCUGAAUUAGACGGAGUGAUGCUCUUUUCGGAACUACAGGGGAAAAUCUUGAUUUUGCUUUUUGUAAUGGAGCAAUAUUGGAUCUUUGUUUUGGAAUAAUGCUUUGUAGCAAUGGAUGAUUGCUACCGUCUUUUCGAUCACCUCACUGGGAAAUAAUUCUAACGGACCGGGGAUGACAAAGAGAAUAGGAUACAAAGACUGGAGAUGGCAGGCGCUUUGGUGGCAUCUUUUCUUCCUCUUGUGGAGUAUAAUUCACGCACAGACUCGUUACAGCAUCCCAGAAGAGCUCAAGCAGGGCUCUGUGGUAGGAAAUCUAGCCAAAGAUCUUGGUUUGACGCUGUCUGAAAUUUUUGACCGUAAACUGCGCGUCGCCUCUGAGGCUGAUAAGCAGUAUUUCACUGUGGAUGCGGGGAAGGGCGAGCUGGUGGUGAAUGACAGGAUAGACAGAGAGGCUUUAUGUGGACCAAGCGCCAGCUGUGUGUUGACUCUGCAGGUAGUUAUUGAUAAACCGUUACAGUUGUACAGAGUCGAGGUGGAAAUACAGGAUAUUAAUGACAAUUCUCCAGUAUUUCCUUCGCAAGAUAUUAUAUUAGAAAUAGCAGAGUCGACAGUAGCAGGGGCACGUUUUCCUUUAAAGACAGCCCAGGAUCUCGAUGUUGGAGUGAAUUCGGUUAGGUCGUAUACGCUGAACAAAAACGAAUUCUUUAGUUUAAAAGUUAAAGAUGUGUCUGGGGGGAGAAAAGUCCCAGAGCUAAUCUUGUCUAAAUCUUUAGACAGAGAAGUAAAACCUAUACACCACCUGCAGUUAACAGCUAUAGAUGGCGGAAAUCCAGUGAAAUCUGGAAGCUCACAAAUAACAAUAAAUGUGCUUGAUAACAAUGAUAAUUUCCCUGUAUUUGAGAAAAAUGUCUACAAAAUAUCGAUAAGCGAAAAUAGUGCACAAGGCGCAUCAAUAAUAAAACUGACAGCAAAAGACAUCGAUGAUGGUUCUAAUGGAGAAGUAGAGUAUUCAUUCGGAACUCACACGCCAGAUAAUGUUCUCUCUGUGUUUGAUAUUGAUUCGUCAACCGGAGAAAUGCGUCUGAAAGGGAAAUUAGACUUCGAAACAAACGCUAACUAUGAGGUUGACAUUUGCGCAAAAGACAAAGGAACUCCAAGAAUGGAGGGACACUGUACUGUCCACAUUGAAGUGAUAGAUAUUAACGAUAAUGCUCCUAAUAUAUUUCUGACCUCUCAACCUAAUUCUUUGCCAGAGGAUGCGCCAAGUGGAACUGUAGUAGCUUUAAUCAGUGCCCGAGACCUUGAUUCUGGUGACAACGGUAAAGUGUCAUUAAAGCUUCCAAAGGAUUUCCCUUUCAACCUGAAACCAUCUUUUUCUGACAAUUACGCUCUGGUUACCAGCGGUGCUUUAGACCGAGAGAGCAUCUCAGAGUACAAUAUUGAGAUUACAGCCUCUGAUCUAGGUUCUCCCCCUCUGUCCACGAAGAAAACUAUAAACGUUUCUGUUACUGAUGUGAAUGACAACCCUCCUGUAUUCAGUCAGUCCUCCUAUAAUGUAUAUUUAAAAGAGAAUGGAGCUCCAGGAUCUAUACUGUACUCAGUAUCAGCCUCUGACUUGGAUUUUGGAGAAAAUGCUAAGAUCUCUUACUCUAUACUGGACUCUAAAGUGCAGGACGUUUCUGUCUCAUCGUAUGUUUACAUUAACUCCGAUAACGGAAGCAUCUACAGCAUGCACUCGUUUGACUAUGAGAAACUCAAGGUGUUUCAGAUUCAGGUUCAGGCAAAGGAUCAGGGCUCUCCGUCUCUCAGCAGCAACGCUACUGUCCAUGUUUUUAUCCUGGACCAGAACGACAACGCACCCGCUGUUAUUUACCCCUCCUCCGCUGCCAUGGGCUCCCUCUCUCAUCAGAGGAUGCCCCGCCCCGCUAAAGCGGGUCACCUGGUUACCAAGGUGACAGCUGUGGACGCUGACUCGGGCCAUAACGCCUGGAUCUCCUACAAACUGAAGGAGGCCACAGACGCGUCUCUGUUCACUGUCAAUCUAUACACAGGGGAGGUGAGGACUAAACGCGCUGUGUCCGAGCAGGACGACUCCUCUCAGAGGCUGCUUAUAGAGAUCAGAGACGACGGGGAACCGGCCCAGUCCUCCACCGUCACGGUGUCCAUCCUGCUGGAGGACGGUCUCCAUGAGCCCAUUUUAGACCUGCGACAGAAGGUAGCAGAGCCCAGCAAGAAAAACGGGAGAAUCGCCCUUUAUCUGAUUCUCUCUCUGGCCUCGGUGUCCGUGCUGUCUCUGUUGACUUUUCUCAUCUUAGCGGUUAAAUGCAUCAGGAACAGCAGAAGCAGCGGUAGUUGCUGCAUGAGACGGAGCGACUGUGAUGAUUACAAGAACCCCAACAGAAACCUGCAGAUUCAGCUCAACUCUGAUGGACCCAUAAAGUACGUGGAGGUGCUGGGAGGAGACAUGUUGUCUCAGAGUCACUCCUUCAGGUCCUGUAUGUCUCCAAUGUCAGAGUACAGUGAUUUCACUUUGAUUAAGCCCAGCAGCACCACUGACUUUAAGGAGGUGAUCAGUGUCCUGGAUGCGUCUUUACCUGACAGCACCUGGACCUUUGAGAGCCAGCAGGUGAGCAGAAAACAGUAGUCGUGCUAUUAUAUA